Messenger RNA from Scomber japonicus (chub mackerel), 4250 nucleotides. RefSeq names its product OTU deubiquitinase 4 (gene otud4). NCBI's taxonomy places the organism in Eukaryota, Metazoa, Chordata, Actinopteri, Scombriformes, Scombridae. Gene Ontology annotation, molecular function: K63-linked deubiquitinase activity; cysteine-type deubiquitinase activity. Gene Ontology annotation, biological process: regulation of protein K48-linked deubiquitination; negative regulation of toll-like receptor signaling pathway; negative regulation of interleukin-1-mediated signaling pathway. The coding region runs from base 180 to 4250 and encodes 1356 amino acids. The record is from RefSeq and is a predicted model, not a curated record. The transcript has 23 exons.
CACCGCCGUGUCUGCUCCUCCUCAGCUGGUAGAUGUAGAUAUUUAACUCUUCUCGGUGACUGCUUUUGUAAUCUUGUAGCUGAUUACGUCUUUAAAAAGUUUUAAAGACGUCUAAUAUAAGAGCAGCUAGUGUUAGCAGCUAGCAGCUAACCGGCUAGCCCCCCCUCCUCUCUGCUAGCAUGGACAGGAGCACCGAGGAGAGAGGAACAGAGGAGAAAUUAAUGGAUCAAUACCUCAAAUCUAAAGGCUUGCAUCGGAGCAAGGUCGCUAAAGAUGGCUCGUGUUUAUUUCGGGCUGUCGCCGAGCAGGUGCUUCACUGCCAAAGCCGCCACACCGAAGUCCGAGCCAAGUGUGUUGAGUUCCUGAAGGAGAACAGAGAAAGCUACGAGGCGUUUAUUGAAGGAGACUUUGAAGAUUAUCUGUUGAAGCUUCAGGACCCACAGCAAUGGGUGGGAGAAGUGGAGAUCAACGCGCUCGCUGUGAUGUACAAGAGGGAUUUUCUGAUCUUCCAGGAACCCGGAAAACCGGCCGUCAACAUCACAGAUAAAAACUUCAAGGAGACGGUACAGUUGUGUUUUCUGAAUGGAAAUCACUACGACAGCGUUUAUCCCAUCAGCCGCGUUAAGAGUGCCGCCGUCUGUCAGUCCGUCCUGUACGAGCUGCUGUAUGAAGACGUCUUUAACGUGGACCGGAGCUUGCUUGGUAUGUGUCAGCGGUCCAGCCGAGCCAACGACCUCCUGAGCGACGACAACAUGCCCGCCUGCCCUAGCAGCGACGAGUCCGACCUCGACGGCAACGAGCCGAUCUGGGUUGAAAAUGGAACGAGCACGACGGCUCCGAGACACAGGGGCCGUGGGCGCGGCCGAAUGCUGCCUGAGAGAGUGAGACGCUCUCUGAACCCGACUCUGUUCAGGAACGUCGAAUACGACAUCUGGCACAAGACCAAGAGAGCUCAACAGAGGAUGGAUUAUUCCGUCGCUGUUGGGAUGCAGUACAGCAUCGGAGAUCGCUGCCAGGUCCGUCUUGAAGGCAGCGGACGGAUCUACAACGCCACCAUCAAGGAGCCGCAUCGCAACAACCGUGACUUGGUGACAGUUUACAUUGAUGACCUGGGAAAGAUUAGACAGGUCCCUCUGUGGAAUCUACGAGCUCCCAGUGAAGAGAGCAGCUGGAGUACUGUGUCAAGAGACAAGAGGCUGAGCAAUGGACACGGAGAUUGGGAGGAGAGGAGUCGAGGAGGCAGAGGCAGGGGGAAGCUCGUCUCAUCAUCGUCCUCCUCUGUUGCCCCAGCGACGGCUCCAGGCCCCGGUGGGCGGAUGAUAAAGCAGCACUCGUGGCCCCCGCAGGCCCCAACGGACGAGCAGGGAGGCCCCCGACCCAACAGAUAUAAGUCCGUGAGCUCGGCGGACAGUGGCCUCACGGAGAAGCAGCGUACGGCCAAAGAUGAGGAGGAGGAUGUGGAGUUGAACGCGGCGCUGUUGGCGAUCGAGCUCACUGACGAGCACAGCUUCCCCGCUCUCGGGGCUCAGUCGGGAGUCCCGGGAGAAGCAGGGAGGAAGAAAGGAGUCGAUAAGAAACGAUCACUGAGAAACAAGACGAAGAGUCCUGUUGAAGACGUCAGAGCAAUGUCUCCCUCUGCUGGUGAAAGACCCAAAUCCUCAACUCCACCACCUGCAACCGCUGCUGCUCCUGCUGCACCUCCUGCUGCGAAUACUCCCACACCCAAUAACCCCACCCCUCCUCCUUCUCUACCUCCUGCUGUUAAACUUCCUCCUGCUGCUCCUCCUUCAUCCUCAGACUCCAGCUCUGCUUGGUUGAGUUCCCUCAAAGCUCCGACAGCCAACAUGAAUGUCACCUCCUCCACCACUGCUGCUCAAAAAACAAGCACACUCUCUUACGCCUCCGCUGCUGCUGCUCCUCUGAGCUCUAAACCUCCCUCCGUCCCGUCCUCCGCCACACUCUUCUCCCAACUCCCCUCUGCUUUCCCCGCCGCUUCAUCACCCCCAAUCCCACCGGCCCUCUCCUCUCCUUCACCUCCUCCUCCCCCCACCUCCUCCUCUCCUUCCUCCUCGCUGCCACCGCCCACUUUCAUCGCCCCCAUCGCUCCCUCUCCUUUCGCAGCUCAGGGCUUCCUGUCCCGUUCCUCCCCGCCCGUCUCCUCCUUCCUCUCCCACUCCCCAAGCCCGCCCUUAUUCCCCUCCUCAGUCCAGAGCACCUCCUCUUCAUCCUUCACACAUGCGCCUCCUCUUCAAGUCCACGAGGCUCCAGCAGCUGCAGUCAAGACUUCAAAUUCUUUGCCGAAUAUCGGAAGUCCUCUGGCGGCACCGCAGACCCUCCAAAACCUGCCGUCUCUGUCCCAGAUUCAUCCUCAGGUGCCUCUACCCCAAAACCAGAGUCAGUUCGCUGUGUCCCACAUCCAAACCCAAAGUCAAGCAUCUCUACCCCAAAACCACAUCUCGUUGCCCCAGGUGCAGUCCGAGGUUCAGUCCGCCCCUCCUCACGUUCAGCAUCAGCCUCAGUCUCACACUGAAGUAGCUUCUGUGCCUCUAAACCAGAUCCAGAUGCAGGCGUCUGUCUCCCAGUCUCAGGCCCAGUACCCUCCACAAUCCCAGUCUUCCUACCCCCACCAUGCCCAGCCCUCCGUCCCUGUCUCUGCCUCUAUGCAGCCACAGCAGCACCUCCCUGCUCAGCCUCCUCAGCCCUCCCAAGUGCCUCACCCCUCACUCUCCCUUUCCCCGACUCACCCCCCUCUCCAAACCCAGACCCCUGACGCCCAGAACCAAUCGGUUGCCCCACCACCUUCGGCUCAACCUGAGUCGCAGCCGCCUCCUCCUUCUCCACCGUCUCACCACCCCCAGCUACAGUCAGCACCUCCCCUCCCCCUCCCCCUCAUGCACCCCACCUCCGUACCAGGAGGCAUUCCUGUGCAGCAGCUGUCCCAGCUCUACCAGGACCCGCUGUACCCCGGCUUCCCCCAGGGAGAGAAGGGCAACGUGGCCAUGAACCCGCAGUUCUCCAAGAGCAAGUCUGGUGCCGACCUGCCCCAAGAUAUCAACGUCUUGAGGUUUUUCUUCAACUUGGGACUCAAGGCCUACACCAUGCCGAUGUUCCAGCCCUACGUGUACCUCUUUCCCCUCCAGCAUGCAUACACUAUGCAGCCUAAGCUCCCCUCUCGCUCCCCCUCUCCAACGCCCCACUACCCUCCACCCAACCCUUCUCCAGGCCACCAGGAGGUGUUCCCACCACACCCCCCACCGUACCCUCCCACUUCAGGCUCGGUGACGCCUCAGUAUGACCCUCAUGUUGCCUCACAAGCCCAAACCCCUGAGCCCCCCCAUCCCAGUGAACCAGCCCAGAAUCUGUCUGGGUACCCCGUCACCCAGCCUCCAGCCUCCAGGAUACCCUGGGCACAACACCAGUUGCCCCCACCCAGAAACCCCUCCUUCCCUGGUAGUUACCCGGCCCCGAGUCCACCGUACCCGACCAUGCCAACCUCAACUCAGGGCUACCACCCAAGUCAAGGCUCCAGACCCCCAAUGUUCCCCCAGAGUAUGCCCCAUUACCCCUCCUCCUCGCUGGGUUAUCCAUCUUCAGCCACCCCUGAGGAGCACCAGAUGAGGCAUCGACCAAUGGAGCAGAUUCACCCCGGCAACGGGGGCCCCAUGCCUGGACACGGUCCCAGCAGAGCCCUUGGUCCUCUCGAGGCUUCUGGUGCUGCCGACAAGGCUACUGCUAACAGCAGCAGAGUGAUGGUGGCUCCUGGAGCAUCGGGUUUUGGUCUGAAGAAGGAGCAGGGAGAGAAUCUGACCCCGGUGCUGCUAGUCGACCCACCAAUCAACAACAGACCCAUAGUCACCUGGGUUUCUGACCCUGAAGUUAGAGAAUCCUCCAUGCAGACUUCCAGCAGCACCUCUGGCUCUCCUGGACGUUAUGAUGUCACCUCCAGGAGGUCCGUCGUCCUCAGCGACAACAACACGGCCCGCGUGUUCCGGGGCCAUCAGCACAAACCGGCCAAUCACAGCAAACCGUACCCCUCCCCUGAGCCAGGUUUCCUAGUAACCGUUACCAUGCCGGAGCCUCUGUCGAUUGGCUGCAGCACGGAAGACGCCUGGGAGGGUUCGGAGGGAAGACGCGAAAAUCAGAGGCAGUGUCGUCCGGCACGUCCAAAUGCUCGAGCUCGCUUCGGAGAAACACGAACACUAUCCGAAUUCUCUCCGUCAUUCGCCAUCCGAUACUGCUUGAUAGCUUAG